This is a messenger RNA of Cajanus cajan (pigeon pea), 2906 nucleotides long. RefSeq lists its product as uncharacterized. NCBI's taxonomy places the organism in Eukaryota, Viridiplantae, Streptophyta, Magnoliopsida, Fabales, Fabaceae. The record is from RefSeq and is a predicted model, not a curated record.
UGACUGGUGGGUGAAGCAGAAGCACAGCACAUGAAACGCCAAACCAAAUUCAACAUACCCCUUUAAUACUUUUCAAGCCCCACCCUCACACUCACACAUGACAUAACAAGUUCAUUUUUUUCUCCGAUUAAAUCCUUGUCCUCUUCCCCAAGCAAUCAAACCUUCUUCCUCUUCCUGCUCCUCUGUAUCAAACUAGGACACCCCUUUUGGCUUUUUCACUCUCUGCCUCCCAAAGUCUUUUCCUUUCUCUCUAUGGCUGUCAAUAAAGCUCCGUACAAUGUACCCCAUAUCACUUCUUUAGCCUAAUUCCCCAAAUUGAGGAACUGGGUGGUUGGUGGUUGGUUUUUGUUGAUGGCUCAGAAUGUUUGACUUGUGUGUCCCACUAGUUUAAUUCUGUUGUUUUACUACUUAUUCUCUUUUAAUCCUUCAGUUUUUUCUGCCUGUUAUACCUGGCUUGCUACUCCUUGUUGCUAUUCUCUCUAGGUUCUGGGAGGAAUUAUUUAACCUUGAUUGCUAGAAGAUUUUGUCGGGUUCAAUUCAUGACUAAUUGGAUUAGAUUUGACACUGGGUUAAUUUGUGGUUAACAUGAUAUUUUCUUUAUAUUCUAUCAGUCUCUGAUUCAGAUUGCUCCAUUAGCCUUUUUCUUUUCGAAUAAAAGAAAUUGCUUCAUGUGACCAGAACUGGAGACUGAAAUCCUUUAUUAUUUGAGGGCACAAUGGGUUAAGUGUACACAUUGGGGGAUGCUGUUCUUGAUUGAAGUUCCAUCAUCACCAAGACGUUGUGUACAUCAGUUUUGAUCACUUUUUGAAUUGGGAAUUUGGACAGAAAGGCUUCAAUUUGUCAAUAAUUGUGAUAAGUGGGAUAUUUUAGCAACGAUGAUUUUUAACAUAGUGAUAUUGUGAAGCAUUGGAAUGGUUAUUCAAGAAAAGAGAAAGGAAUUGCUCAGAUAAUUCAGACGUUUAACGUGAAUCACAAAUUAAUUCCAUCCCUGAAAAAGGAUUUGUGUAUUUUGAUAUGAGGAAUGGAAGGAAGUGAUCAUUCAUUAGUACCACAGUGGUUGAAAAGCAGUGGAAAUGUCAGUAAGGUGGCUGGUAUAAACAAACAAUUCACAUCAUCACCGUACUCUGAUCAUAUUAGUUAUUCUGGUCGUCAAUCGAGUUCUAGUAGCAAAGGUCCUGGCCUCUCAAGGUCAUAUAGUAGUUCUGAGAGAAGCUGGCCAGAUAGAGACUGGGAGAAAGAUAUUGACAGUUAUGGCCUGACCUCAGCAUCACAUGAUUUUCCUAUGACCGUUGGAAGCAGUAGCAAGACUAUGAUGAUGCAUCAGUAUAAUGUUUCUGCAAGCACAUCUUCUGUUACUCCUUGCACAACGAGUCUCAGUAUGGCUGAGACAUUGGCUCAGGGUCCACUUCGCUCUUUCUCACCACCACAAUUAUCUGCUAGUACUCAAAAGUUUGAAGAGAUGGCCCUUAAGCAAUCUAGGUUAUUAAUCCCCGUAACACCAUCCACACCAAGAUUCCUGGUGGCUAGCUCAUCAGAGAAAUCAAAGGCCAAGAUGGGGCAGCAGCAGUAUCCCUUCUCCAAUUCGCGUCGACCCAGUCAUUCUUUACAUGGUGCUCAUCCAAACUUAGAUAUACAGAAAGUUGGUUCUGGUAUUUCCCUUAAUGUCAGUGUUUCACGAGAGUUGAAUGGUGUCUCUUCAGUUGCAAAGGACAAUUUAAAUCCCAAUGGUAGAGUAGUUCUCGGCCCAGUUGGUGCCACUAGAUCCACUUCUAUAUCUUCUCCCUCUAGGAGCUUAAGUAACAGUCAAACCCCUUCGGCAUGGAUAACAUUGGAGAAGAAACCCACUUUUCCUACCCAGAGCAGGAAUGAUUUCUUUAAGAACUUUUCAAGAAAGAGUUCCUUGGAAAAACCUUGUUCUGAUGAUGUGCCUAUUGGCGUAUCUAGUGCCUUGGAGAAGUCUGAACCCAGCACAAGGAGUGUCACUAGUUGUCCUUGUCCCAUUCUGAAGUCUAUAGAUGCCUCUUCAGAUGAUACCUCUGCAGUUAACAUGUUGAAUGACUACAGCUCCAUAAUUACUGAGAAUGGCAAUGUUGCCAAUGAAUCUUUAAAACCUUCAAGCAGUGGAGAUAAGCAACAUAGCAACAACCCAUUUCCUUAUUCAGAUGAGGAAGAGAUUGCAUUUUUGCGUUCACUUGGGUGGGAGGAAAGUGCUGGAGAUGAUGAAGGCCUCACCGAGGAAGAGAUACAAGACUUCUAUGAGAAGUACAUGAAAUUGCAGCUGUGAUCAAAUAUUCUCCAACACGUGGCUUCAAAAGCAUGAUUCAUUACACAGCCACUUGACUCAAAUUCUAGGGGAUGUGGGGGAGCUCCAUGAGUAAAUUAUGUUUAUAAUUUAGAAGUAUGAUAUUGCUGGAUUUGGGAAAUGAAAUUGAUGAGACAAAACUUGUGCAUUUACUAUGUGUCUUGAGGUGCAUGAGUGUUAAAAUUAGGGAAAAGUGGUUGGAAAGUAGCUGUUAGAUAAGGAGAUUUUCCUUUUGGUUAAUUAGAAAGGUCUAUCAGAAAAAGGUAGAGGCAAAACAUAGGCUCUUUACUAAGAACUAGAAAAAUAAUCAUGUUGCAUAUAGUUUCCUGAGCAUGAGGAGCAAAUGAAGAUACCAAAGAUGAUUUUCCUUUUGUCUAAUAGGACCCUGCUAGUAGGAUAGUAUACAGUAAUGCAAAGAAGAAGAAAAGGAGUAUGAGAGAGUUCUUUGCUUUUCCUUUUCUGAUCUUUUUCUUUGUUUUCCCUUAUUAUACUGAGUACUAAUAUUUGUCAAAGAGCUAAACUGCUACAUAGAAAUGUUUCCCAUACUUCAUUAUCAUUAGAAAAGGAAAGAGGGCAAGAAAUUAGUUGAUUCUGUUAUUUCCCA